Molecule: messenger RNA, 438 nt
Organism: Lolium perenne
Lineage: Eukaryota; Viridiplantae; Streptophyta; Magnoliopsida; Poales; Poaceae
Source: RefSeq, a predicted model, not a curated record
AUGCAUGCCCGCCGCCGCUCCGCCUUCGGCUACCGCGGCGUUCGCGCGCGGCCAGGCGGCCGCUUCGACACCGAGAUUCGCUCCGGUGAGGAGCGCAUCCGCCUCAGCACCUUCGACAUGGCGCACGAGGCGGCGCGCGCCUACGACGCCAUCGCCUGGCGCCUCGGCCUCUCCCGCCGCACAAUGAACUUCCACGAUUUGUGGACGCGGGAGCAGGCAGAGGCGCUCGCGCCGCCGUCGCCGGCCGUCACGUGCGAGCAGCAACGGCGCCAAAGCGAGCUCCAGCAACGGCUCCUCAUCGCGGAGCGCGACGAGCGCCUCUGCCUCGAGUGGGUGCGGCAGUUAUUCAUCGAGCUGUGCAUUGGAUACAGUUAUGGGCUUUCCUGCUACCGGAGGAUCAGCGCAAGGAUAUGGAUACUGGCUGCAACAAGCUGCUGA